AUGAGGCCAAGUUCCUUGGCAGGACCUUUAGCUCAAUCGGUAGAGCGUUGUACUUAUGAGGUUAACCUACUUGCAUGCAAAUGUCCCGAGUUCGAUUCUCGGAAGGUCCACUUUUUAUUUCUGACAAUAGCAUCUUCUUGCAGCACAGCUAUCGUGACCCAAACAUUUUGCCUGCAAUUGUUCGGCACACAGGACUUCAAGAAGGGGCGAUGGCACUUAUUGCAAUCCCAAUAA
This is a messenger RNA of Heterobasidion irregulare TC 32-1, 234 nucleotides long. RefSeq lists its product as uncharacterized. Lineage: Eukaryota; Fungi; Basidiomycota; Agaricomycetes; Russulales; Bondarzewiaceae. Bases 1 to 234 code for a protein of 77 amino acids. The record is from RefSeq and is a predicted model, not a curated record. The transcript has a single exon.